UGUCAAUGUGUCACACAAGGCGGUCGUUGUGAUUCAAGUCCUCGAGAACGACGAGAGAAAAAGUCCCCUGUCUCGUGCCUUCCUCCUUCCAUUGUGCAGAGUAGAGUGAAGAAGAAUCGGUGCCCAAGUCCGCCUCCUUCCAAGCAAGGAAGAAAUGGUCCGAGAUUCCAAUUAAGGAGCCAUUUUUUUCAAGUGAGGACGUCUGUAGACAGGCCACCAGAGCUGAAAAUUUGUCUAACUUCAAGACAUUAUUCAACCAGGGAAGGAGCCCUAGCGGCAUCAAAUCGCAUUCAUGACCAACCUGGAUUUGGCUUCUACGUGAAAAACAUGAGCUCAUCGCAAGUUCCAUUGCUCCACAAGCAAAACCAACAUCCUCCCAUUUCUGAUACUGGAUCAGUCCACCUUCAACAACAGCCACAUCAGCAUCACCAACAAAGACGCACCUCCAUGGCCAAUCUCCGUCGGCAUCGAAGUACAAAACGAUACGCUUCACGGAGGCUCUCUCGACGAAGGCCGUCCAGUCGGAGGACCUCCCGUCUGCCCAGUGAUGACUUGGAGGAGUUGGCCUUGAUGCAACAAGCCAGUUCCGGGCAGGAUGGAACGUUUGAUUGCAUUCACAUAUUUCCAAUACGACCCCAUGGGCUGUUCGUGGCCGCCAUGGGAGUGAUAUUGAGCAUCGUGGGAUUAGUGGCCACAUCCACGUUGUUAUUGAGAAAUGCAGUCCUCGUGGAACUGGGCUCGUUACCCCCUGGAUGCACAGGCUUCGUUCAAAACAUUACCGCUAAUGCAUCUGGGUCGAGCUUGACCUUCCCGGCGAAUGCCUCCAGCAUCUACGUCCAUGCUCUUCGCAAUCGGGGUGACCGAGGCGAGCGUCCAAGCCUUCUACACAAACCAUAUCCAGCCCCUCGACUGAGUGUGCAAACCAGUAUUCAAGACACAAUCGUCAAAGUGGCCCGGUCUGAACCCCCACAAGAUACCAAUUGCUCAGCGUACGCCACGUUUAUCUAUUUAUUGGGGCAUGGCCUUCAAGGCUCGAGCCGCUUUGAUUCCAAUUUGGGACCGGUCUCGACCUACUUUUUUGUCAAUAGCCAGAUGCUUUGGUGCGGCUUUGUGGUGUCAAUAGUCUUUCUGUGGAGCUCAAUCAGUCUUUGGAGCGGUAUCUGGCAUUUUCGAAGGCGCAGUCUCGUUCCCUGGCUUCUCGUGUCAGGCAUCACGAUCUUGUUCCUUAUCAUGUCAACUGUGUGGUUCCUAAUAUGCAAUCGAGGGUGGUUCAAGUUACUCAGUCUGGUGCCAGCCGGACUAGGUUUACUGUUCCUUUAUUGGUGGCUCUUGAUCAAUGAUCUCCUCGAAGAAAUCCACGAAGACAAGAAGGCCGAAGCAGCCGUCAUAGCAGACGGCUUGGUGCUCACCACGAGCGCUGCAGCUGCCCUCAUUCCCAAUGCCGCCGUGUCAUCCGUCCACCAAUACGACCCGCAAGAAACUAUUCAAACCAAUGGCCAUGUUAAUGAAGGGGUUGUCCAAUUAACGGAAGGCACGCCCCAUCUCCUGCCUGGCGCCAACGGACAUGCCGGAUCUCGGGACAGGACCAGUCUACCGACGGUGGACGAGAUCAGCCCUCAACAUAAGAGGGAACUGACGCUGGUUUGAAGGAUUCCCUAGACAGUUCCUCCUGAGUUUGAUCCAAUACAUGCUGUAAGCUAUGCCAAGAAGAAAGAGACGACGCAACUAAACUCAAUCACGUUCCAUUCUUCAAGAAAAAGGGAUAUAUGAUUUGGAGUUGGUAGAAAUAAGAAUCGAGGGCGCUGCAAUACAAAAACGUGCCUCACCUUCUCGAUGCAUUGAAAACUUUUUAAGGGCACGGAAUUGCACAGCCCAGCUUUAAACUGAUACGGCAGUAUCUCCACCUAGAGCAUCAAGUUGCACAAUCUCACAAUAUCGAUUUCAGACCCGAAAUAAAAGUUCACAACCAGGUUCACGAAGAAUACCAAGCAAAUGAAACGAAGGUCUUGUCCUUCGAAUUCGGUGCGUAGUCAUCAAUUUUCUCCUUGUAAUAAAAAUAAAAAGAUGAAUUGAAUAUUUGCAUGACUAAUGACGUUAUAACAUCAAGGGGAUAAGUCAAAAUGAAAACUACGCUCUUGCCAUGUCGAGGGUGAGAAAUGUCAUUCAUGGAAAAAGGUCUAUGAAUAAAAUCAAUUUUACGUUCUUCGUAUCUGCCGCAUUUUACUUGUCGGCAGUGUUUUUGUUUUACAAUCUUGUCAAUUUGUUUACAAUCAUUAGGAAUGUGUGUAAGUGAAAUUGGCUAAUAUCAAAAAUUAAUUGAUCGCUGUAUGUCCGGAGGGGCUCACCCUACACCUCAAAGAACUAAGCAUACGACUGGUGAAAAUAUAUUCAUUAUGCAAAAUCAUACCAGUAAGUGUUAAAUCAUAUUUUUAUGUGCACGGUGGUACCUAGAACACUUGAAAAAAGAGCUUGCUCAAAUGCCAACACAUUUAGUCGUGGUUUU
Molecule: messenger RNA, 2503 nt
Organism: Tigriopus californicus
Lineage: Eukaryota; Metazoa; Arthropoda; Copepoda; Harpacticoida; Harpacticidae
Exons: 5
Coding region: 328-1647 (439 amino acids)
Source: RefSeq, a predicted model, not a curated record